Molecule: messenger RNA, 816 nt
Organism: Mesocestoides corti
Lineage: Eukaryota; Metazoa; Platyhelminthes; Cestoda; Cyclophyllidea; Mesocestoididae
Source: the annotation of a GenBank genome assembly
AUGUAUAUUUACCUCUUUCUCUUGAAUUUUCAACGUAAGUAUUCUUAUUCUUUACAAGCAAAGAAGAAACUUUCUUUAAUUUUUUUGUGCGUGAUUUUUGGCAUUGUGUUAAUAGAUUUGUGUCAAAAGUCUAUUAGUGCUGUAACUAUCUAUGUUAUUACUCCCACCUUUUACCGGAUUUCCCAAAAGCCCGAUCUUGUUCGUCUCUGCAAUACGUUUAAACUGGUCGAUAACAUGCACUGGAUUGUAGUUGAAGACUCUUUAGUGAGGACAGCUGUACCAUCCACUCAUCUUAAUGCUGCAUCUCCAAAGGAUAGAAAAAAAUAUCAUAUUAAAGGAAGCAAUCAAAGAAACGCUGGCAUAGAGUGGUUGCGUAAACACCGUGUCAGUAGAUACCACAAAGGUGUUGUAUAUUUUGCUGAUGACGACAACACUUAUGAUCCCCGGCUUUUUAACGAAAUGCGAACUCUAAAUAUGGGUGCCACCUGGCCGGUGGGUAUUGUGGGUGGCAGCAGUUGGGAGGCACCUGACGACCCUAAUCGCAUAAUAGGAUUUUGGACGGGCUACAAGCCCUUUCGGAGGUUUCCAAUCGACAUGGCUGCUUUUGCAAUCAAUCUCGAUCUCCUCUUCAUUUAUCCAAAUGCGUCGUUUGAUUAUAAACACGUGGAACAACAAGAAGGGGCGCUGCUUUCACAGCUUGGAUUCAAAUCGGCUAUGGACUUGGAGCCUCGAGCGGAGGGAUGUUCAAAGGUUGGUUUUAGAAGGAUUUUUUCAAGGGGAGCUCAUUUUUUGCCAUCAUGCGAACUGUUUUCAUGA